Messenger RNA from Trichoderma harzianum CBS 226.95, 1206 nucleotides. RefSeq lists its product as hypothetical. Gene Ontology annotation, biological process: protein lipoylation. NCBI's taxonomy places the organism in Eukaryota, Fungi, Ascomycota, Sordariomycetes, Hypocreales, Hypocreaceae. The record is from RefSeq and is a predicted model, not a curated record. Gene Ontology annotation, cellular component: mitochondrion; cytoplasm. Bases 1 to 1206 code for a protein of 401 amino acids. The transcript is spliced from 2 exons. Gene Ontology annotation, molecular function: lipoyltransferase activity.
AUGAAAAUCCCACAAUUACUAAGCCGUAGAGCCACCAAUCGUCUACGAGCCUCAACAUUCUCAUAUCAUCUUCAUCACCCUCUCACAUCGCGAUUCUCGACAGACGCAGCUUCUCACCCCUCUAAUAAAGUCCAAAUCUACCUCUCCAAAUCAACAGAUCCCUUCCUCAACCUCUCCGUCGAGCAUCGCCUCCUCCAAAUCACGCCUCCUGACUCAACCAUCCUCACGCUCUAUGUCAACUCCCCCAGCAUCGUCUUUGGCCGCAACCAGAAUCCGUGGCUCCAGAUCAACCUAAAUCGCUUAGCUCAAAUUGCUCAAAAUCCAUCCGCUGCCAGAUGGAAGGACUCGCCUAUCCAAUUGAUACGACGGCGAUCCGGAGGUGGCGCGGUAUUUCACGAUGUCGGCAAUGUCAACUUCAGUGUUAUUUGCCCUCCCGAGCACUUUGAUCGGAACAAGCACGCUGAAAUGGUAGUUCGCGCCUUGAAAGCGCUGGGAAGACCGAACACGCGUGUCAAUGAGAGACAUGACAUCGUCAUGGAUGUGACGUCGGAAGCUGAAGCAGCAACGUAUAAAAUCUCAGGCUCGGCUUACAAGCUCACGCGUCUGCGAUCGCUGCACCAUGGAACGUGUCUUCUCCGGAGCCCCAAUCUUUCGAGCAUCUCUGGCUUGUUGCGAUCUCCUGCGCUUGGCUAUCUAGAUGCCCGAGGCGUCGACAGCGUGCGCCGUCCAGUAAAGAACAUUGAUGUCGGUAAUGACGAUUUCAAGGAUGCUGUGGUGAGCGAAUUUGAGAGCAUGUACGGAGACGUUCAUUUCCGAGGGGAAUUCGACGACACGGCGCUUCAGGUAGACGAAAUCCGACGAGGCUAUCAGGAGCUUCAGUCAAAGAGCUGGAUCUGGGGUCAGACGCCGCGAUUUACCUUUUCAACGCAUCCCACGGAAGAGGAUCCCCGGCCUCGUCCAGAGCUGCCGUUCGAUUUGAACAUGAGUCUUCUUGCUAGGCACGGCGUCAUUAAUGAGGUGAACAUUAAGCAUAGUGAUGGAGCUGCUGUCGACGCCUUAGAUGCCUCUAUAUUCCAAAGAGUUUUCAUAUGGGAGAUUGACGACUGGGCAGAGUCGCUUACACAAGCUGGUCUCGGGGGCACCCUCAGCAAGGAAGCAGGGGCUUGGCUAAACGGUAUAUUUGGCACUGAAUAUACCAAGAUGUGA